UCUCAUUUUCUCCACUAUAGUAGCAUCUAUUAACUAAUUACAAAAUCGUAGACUAGAUAUAGUAAUAGCAACUUCAUACAUAAUAAAGAAAUAUCAAGCAAGGUGUCAAGUUUCAAAAUCAUGUUACAGUAGGAACCAAAUACUAAAGUUAGAUUCUUUAGGAUACUGCCUCAUACGGGUGUUUCUCUUUUAGCAUAUGUUUGACAAAUUUUUACACCAAAAUCAACUAUGAAUUCCCUUGGUUUCCUUCUUUUAUUGCUUGUUCUGGUUGCAUUUUCCAUUGUGCAGCUGGUUCAUGGAAAUGCAGAACUAAGAGCUCUUAUGGACUUGAAAUCCUCACUAGACCCGGAGGGAAAGAUCCUUAGCUCUUGGAGCAGUGAUGGUGAUCCAUGCAGUGGCUUGUUCCAAGGUGUUGCGUGCAAUGAGCACCGCAAAGUGGCCAACAUUUCCUUGCAGGGAAAGGGACUUUCAGGGUGGUUAUCUCCUUCUGUGGCUGAACUUAAAUGCUUGUCAGGUUUAUACCUUCAUUACAACAACCUUUCUGGUGAGAUACCCCCACAGAUUUCAAAUCUUACUGAACUUGUUGAUCUCUAUCUCGACGUGAAUAGUCUCUCCGGAACCAUACCUACUGAGAUCGGCAACAUGGCUAGUCUCCAAGUGGUGCAGUUAGGAGACAACCAAUUAGUGGGAAGUAUACCUAAACAGAUGGGCUCCUUGAAGCAGCUUAGUACUCUUGCAUUGCAAUAUAACAAAUUAAGUGGCGAAAUUCCACUAAGCUUGGGAAACUUGGAAAAGCUAAGCAGGCUGAAUUUGAGCUUUAACAACUUCACUGGUAUGAUUCCUGCAACAUUAGCUCAUCUUGAACAACUCAAGGUUCUAGACAUUCAAAACAAUUCUCUAUCAGGGUUUGUUCCUUCAGGAUUGAAGAGACUGGGGGAUGGAUUCCAAGGUGCAAACAACCGAGGUCUAUGUGGAGUUGGGUUUUCUACUCUGAGAGCAUGCAAGCCUGCGAAUGUGAAAUUGAAUUGUAACCAGACUCAUUGCUCAAAAUCAAGGAGGUUUCCUCAGGCUGUGAUCACAGCAGGUCUUGUGACAAUCACACUCACAUUCUUCAGCGUUGGAUUUCUUACUUUUGUCAAAUACCGACGGCAAAAGCAGAGGAUUAGGAAUACAUCAGACUCAUCUGAAGGGAAACUUAGUCCUUGCCAGCCUAAAGACUUCAUCAGGAAAAGUCCAUCUCCACUUGUUAACCUUGAGUAUCACAAUGGAUGGGAUCCAUUGUCUAACCAAAAUCUAAACCAGGUUAGAUUUAAUGUGGAUGAGGUAGAGUCGGCAACGCUGUACUUUUCGGAAGCCAAUUUAUUGAGUAAGAGCAAAUUCUCAGCAGUUUAUAAGGGAGUACUCAGAGAUGGUUCUCUUGUGGCCAUUAGAAGCAUUAACUCGACAUGCUGCAAAACUGAGGAAGCUGAGUUUGUGAAGGGGCUGACCUUAGUAACCUCACUGAGACAUGAAAACCUUGUUAGGCUCAGAGGUUUCUGCUGUUCAAGAAGUAGAGGUGAAUGUUUCCUGAUCUAUGACUUUGCCACCAAGGGAAACCUGUCUCAAUAUCUUGAUAUGGAAGAUGGAAAUGGACAUGUGCUUGAAUGGCCCAAGAGGGUCUCCAUCAUCAAGGGCAUUGCAAAGGGUAUUGGAUAUUUGCACGGUGAUGAAGCAAGCAAACCUUCCCUAGUACAUCAGAAUAUUUCAGUUGAAAAUGUUCUCCUUGACCAGCAGUUCAAUCCGUUGAUCAUGGAUGCUGGGCUCCCCAAGCUUCUUGCAGAUGACGUUGUUUUCUCAGCUCUGAAAGUAAGUGCCGCCAUGGGGUACCUGGCCCCUGAAUACGUUACUACAGGACGCUUCACUGAGAAGAGUGACAUCUAUGCAUUUGGUGUCAUUGUUCUUCAAGUUCUGUCUGGGAAGAAAACUGUAGGUGGUUCGAUACGGUUGGCAGUUGAGUCUCUAAGAUUUGAUGAUUUUGUUGACAGAAAUCUGAGGGGAAGAUACUCCAAACAUGAGGCAACAAUGCUUUCAAAGCUUGCAACUCUCUGCACCCAUGAGCUUCCUGACCAAAGGCCAACCAUGGUGGAUGUGAUUCAAGAACUGAAUGUGUUUCCUGCUAAUUCAUGAUAAUCUACUACAUUUCUACCCCAAAGGGUAUCAGAAAAAAUUGAGGCGUUUCACAAUUUCUGGUUCCGUUCAUGGCUACUAUUUUCAUGAACAUUUGCAGUAUUUUUUUGUUAGUUAGCAACUGAAAUAACAAUGACCAAAUAUCUGUAAAUUUGAGUU
This is a messenger RNA of Arachis duranensis, 2325 nucleotides long. Its product is annotated as LRR receptor-like serine/threonine-protein kinase GSO1. The record is from RefSeq and is a predicted model, not a curated record. Bases 229 to 2166 code for a protein of 645 amino acids. Gene Ontology annotation, molecular function: protein binding; ATP binding; protein kinase activity. Gene Ontology annotation, biological process: protein phosphorylation. The transcript has 4 exons. NCBI's taxonomy places the organism in Eukaryota, Viridiplantae, Streptophyta, Magnoliopsida, Fabales, Fabaceae.